Messenger RNA from Phalaenopsis equestris, 2547 nucleotides. RefSeq names its product threonine synthase, chloroplastic-like. The record is from RefSeq and is a predicted model, not a curated record. Gene Ontology annotation, biological process: L-cysteine biosynthetic process. Gene Ontology annotation, cellular component: cytoplasm. Gene Ontology annotation, molecular function: pyridoxal phosphate binding; threonine synthase activity. NCBI's taxonomy places the organism in Eukaryota, Viridiplantae, Streptophyta, Magnoliopsida, Asparagales, Orchidaceae.
ACAUUGCGCCGCCGACUGUUCCGUCUCUCUUCCGUCAUCCAUGGCCGCUGCGGUAGCUUCCACCUCUGCUCUCCCCUUUCUCUCCUCAAAUUCCAACUCCUCAGCCACCCUCAAAAGCACCAUUCCCCGCCCUCCCCCCUCUUUCCUCUCCGCCGGAUUCGUCCUCUCGCUUGCUCCGCGGCCUCCACCUUCAUCGUGGAGGACAACAGCCGACGCGGGCGCCAUGCCGACGAGAGCAUCCGCGAAGAAGCUUCCCGUCGCGACCACGCCUCACCAGCCAACUCCCAAGGCUUCUCCGCCUGGUACGUUCCUUUCGGCCCCUCUUCCGACUCCGACGAGCGCUACUCUCUCGACGAUGUUGUCUACAGGAGCAGCUCCGGUGGCCUCCUUGAUGUCCGCCAUGAUUUUUCAGCCCUCGCCAAGUUUCCCGGCUCCUACUGGCGUGAUCUCUUCGACUCCCGCGUCGGUCGCACCACUUGGCCCUACGGCUCCGGCGUCUGGUCCAAGAAAGAGUUCGUCCUCCCCGAGAUAGACGCCGAUCAUAUCGUUUCUCUCUUCGAAGGAAACUCCAAUCUCUUCUGGGCUGAGCGGCUCGGUCGUGAACACCUAGGCGGGAUGCCCGAUCUCUGGGUCAAGCAUUGCGGCAUCUCGCACACCGGAUCUUUUAAGGAUCUAGGUAUGUCUUCUUGUGUUCUUGUAUCCCAUGUUAAUCGGCUUCGGAGCAAAACCCUUUCCCGCCUCAUUGGGGGCGUUGGUUGCACUUCCACAGGUUAUAGGUCUGCUGCUCUUUCAGCCAAUUGCACUGCAACAAACAUUUCUGCUAUUGCCUUCCUGCCUACCGAUCGUAUUUCAUUGGCACAGCUCGUUCAACCCAUCUGGAUAAAUGCCAAUGGCGCCACCGUUCUGUCCAUUGAUACAGACUUUGAUGGGUGCAUGAGGCUAAUUCGUGAGGUGACGGCUGAGCUUCCAAUUUAUCUCGCGAAUUCCCUGAAUUCGCUUAGGCUCGAAGGCCAGAAGACAGCAGCAAUUGAAAUUCUGCAACAGUUUGAUUGGGAGGUUCCAGAUUGGGUAAUUGUACCUGGAGGAAAUCUUGGGAAUAUCUAUUUUUCUAUAACUUUCUAUAAGGGAUUCAGCAUGUGCAAAGAGCUUGGCCUUGUUGACAGAAUGCCUCGCCUCGUAUGUGCCCAGGCUGCAAAUGCCAACCCUUUGUAUCUUCAUUUCAAAUCAGGAUGGAGCGAUUUCAAGCCGGUCACUGCUUCUGAAACAUUUGCAUCUGCUAUCCAGAUUGGGGACCCUGUAUCCAUAGACCGUGCUGUUUAUGCUAUCCAGAAGACAGAUGGAAUUGUUGAGGAGGCCACUGAGGAGGAGCUAAUGGAUGCCAUGUCACUUGCUGAUCGAACUGGCAUGUUUGCUUGUCCGCACACUGGUGUUGCCCUUGCUGCCCUAUUUAAAUUGAGGGAGAAGGGAGUGAUUGGAACAAAUGAUAGGACUGUUGUUGUUAGUACUGCCCAUGGCCUCAAGUUCACACAAGCGAAGGUGGAUUACCACUCUGAGAAGAUCUCAGAUAUGGUUUGCAGGUUUGCAAAUCCACCUGUGAAAGUGAAGGCAGAUUUUGGGUCGGUGAUGGAUGUUUUGAGGAAGAAGCUAGUCUUCAAGAAGUAGCUUGGGGGAACCCUGUAGGACUUCUGAUAUUUGAGGUAAAAUGUUCUUGUAUUUGAAGGCUUGUUCCACUAUUUGGAGCCACUCGAUGAAAUCGUUCAGAUCAUGCGAUCAUCAAAAUCUGGUAAAUCUACUUUUACUCCAAAAUCACCAUCUCUCCUAUAUUAACGUCAAAUCAACACGGCAUGGGCUCUUCGUCACUUGCAGCUUCUCAAUGGAAAAAGUUUUCUUCUUUUCCUUUUAUCUGUCGGUCACCAUUAUUUUCAUGGGUGACUUUCCCAUGCCGCCUUCUUUCAAAGUCAGCAAGCCUUGGUUGCAAUUAAAGGAUUUCCUGUUGCAUGUCUUCCCUAGUAAUUUCCUAAACGCCUCAUUAAAAGUUUCUCCUUGGCGGCAUAACGGCUCGAUCUUCCAAUCGAGAUUCUGACUAUCUGAUACCAAAUGACACCUUUCUUGGCCUCUUAGAAGGUGUGAUAGAUCACAAAAGAUGUUAAGAAAGUUUUAGGAUCUGAUUACAUGAGUGGGAGGAUGAAAAUAAACAUGAGCAGCAACAGGACAGCAAACCGUAUGCUGAAAAAAAAGGCAGUUUCUCGCUAUAAACAGCAAGUGACAAGGUGCGGACAGCGAUGUUGUUCCCCCAUCUGUUCCUAAACAAGCUACAAAUACACCCUUUACAAAAGGAAGACGCUACUACACUGGAAAGUAUAAAUCAGAUAAAUAUCACCCAAUAUACAUAAAAACUAGCUAAGAAUCCAAAAACCUGAAUACAACCUAUAUAAAAGUCUCCUAAUAGAAAAGAACCUAAUUAGAAACUAAAGAAAUGGAUAAGAACUAGAAAAAAAAAGAAGCAAAUGAAGAAAACUUGAUGAAAAAUAAGGGAAAUAAAAUAAA